Messenger RNA from Larimichthys crocea (large yellow croaker), 2335 nucleotides. Its product is annotated as TBC1 domain family member 12. Gene Ontology annotation, biological process: regulation of GTPase activity. The record is from RefSeq and is a predicted model, not a curated record. Bases 349 to 2031 code for a protein of 560 amino acids. The transcript is spliced from 15 exons. Gene Ontology annotation, molecular function: small GTPase binding; GTPase activator activity. Lineage: Eukaryota; Metazoa; Chordata; Actinopteri; Sciaenidae.
GGGGCAGAGUCUCCGGUGCCGGUUGAGUUUGACAGCGAACCGGCUCGUUGUUGGAGCGCACGCCGUGUUUGUAUCCGUUAAAGCGGCGUUUUCAUGAAACAUGAGGAGGAGAAGCAGCAGCAACGCCAGCAGGAGAAGCUCCACUGUCCGGAGACGGAGUGAAAACCUGAGGUUCGACGAGUUCGGCUUCGCUGUGACCAAAAGAAGGACCGAAAACUGCAUCACCGAUGUCACGAGUACAGUUACCCCCAGCUCGGCUCGGUGAGGGUGAAGGAGCUUUGCGAGCUGCUCAGCUACUGGAACGGAGCCAGCUUCAUCUGCAAGAGUCAGAUCGAGCGGUUUAUCAGGAUGGGUGUUCCUCCGAGCCUACGAGGACGAGUGUGGAAGUGUCUCCUCGGUAUCGACAGUCUGAGAGAAACCAGUGACUUCAACUAUCAGAACUGCUUGUCAGAGGUGCGAGGGCCGCUGGUGGACCUCGGAGUCAGUGAGUACGGCAUCCUGUCAGCGAUUGCCACGCUGAGCGAAACCCAAAACGACCUGGGUUUGAACCAGCAGCAGCAGCAGAGCUCCAGCUGCCCCGAGCCCAGAUACUCUGUGGACGACAUCACGCUCUUCAGACAGAUUGCCCUCGACCUACAGCGUUCCUUCCCCACUCACCGCUCUCUGAUGGGGGAGAGCCCAGAAGCCAUCGAGGGUCAAGCUAAACUCUUCAGGGUCCUCAUCGCCUACGCCAAAUACAGCCCGCAGGUCGGAUACAGCCAAGGGAUGUCCUACAUAGCUGCGGUGCUGCUGAUGCAGUUGGGGGAGGAGGAGGCGUUCUGGGCUCUGACAGCCUUGUUGGAUAAACCCAAAUAUCUGCAAGAACUGUUUGACCUCAACCUCACCAAGGUCCAGCAUCAGGUGAAGGUGUUCGACCAGUUCCUGAAACACAGGAAGCCGACGCUCUCUCAGCACAUGGAGUCGGUAGGAGUCUUAUCAGUCCACUUUGUGAUGCCAUGGUUCCUCACUCUCUUCUCUUCCCUGCCCUGCUGGGACUCUGUGCUGGCUGUCUGGGAUCUCAUCAUUCUGCACGGCCUGUCCGCCCUGUUCCGCACCGCUCUGACCAUCAUCGAGCUGCUGGAGCCUCGACUGAUGGAGCUGAACGACGAGGCGGCGGUGUUACCCCUGCUGCUCAGAGUACCUGUUGAUGUGGCCCAGUACAGCGUGUUGGUCCCUGCCCUGUGGAACACCGAGGUCCAAGACUGGGAGCUCAAAUGUAUGAACAGUCUGGUGUUGGACGACAGCCACCAUGGACUCAAAGCAGACGAGUGUGAGGCGCAGACGGCUGCAGCCCAAGAAGUCAGCGGAGGGAAAGAAAACCUACCGACACCUUCGGACGGAGAAAAGCCGGCUGAGAAAGACUCAGUCACCAGGGCCAAAAGUGUACUGACCCGAGUCGUGCGUCUGGCCCAGCGGUACCUGCUGGCCCCGAUGGGUCGACAGAGGGCCGAAGAGAAGCAGACGAAGCCCAGACAGCGUAGUCCUGCACCCGGACGAGUGUUCAGGAGCCGGACGUCAGCUUCACUAACAGCUCAGGUCAGAUCCAGGAGGCGGAGCCAGCAGAGAGGUGGAGCACAGCGUCCGGCGGCGCAGGGGAGCAGCGGUGAUGUCACCGUGACAGAUCCAGCCAGAUCAGAACAAACCUUCAAGAGGUCGAGUACAGGACCUGUCGGCAAGGCGGCCCAUCGUCGCAGCAACCACAGCCUCGUCCAGCCUAUGAGAGUCAAGUCCCUCCGUCUCCUCCGAAAUAACAAGAACCCGCAGAGCCAGACGCCUCCCUCCUCCUCUGUCCUCCCCCCAUCACUCCGGUCUUCCUCCCUUCCUCCGUCUUCCUCCAUCCGGUCUUCGGGUCCUCCAUCGUCCGGCGCUGCUCAAAGCGGAGAUCUGCAAAAGCAGGAAGACACCGCCCGGACAGCCUUCAUCAGGGAGUUGUCUUCCAGACAUCAGACCAGCGUCCCGUUCAGGAACAGCAGAGAGUCGAAGCUGAUCUGACGCCGACGAAAAAGGAGGAUCAGGACGGAGCGAGUGAAGUGACGAGCGCACUAAAUGUUUACAUCAACAGUUCGUUUUUAUAGAUCUUCAUGAAUCCAGACCAGAUUUUAAGCUUAGUGAACACAGAGUAUCUCUGUGCUGCUCAUGUUUUUAAUAUGCUGUAUGACUGCGUGCACGCACACGCAUGGAUUUUGAUACUACUUAGCACUGCACUGCUGUUUGUUUUUCUAGUUGAGCCAUAAAAGCUUAACCAUGUUUUUAUUGUCUGACACAGUUGGCACUAAUAAAACUCUGAUAUUCUUAA